Cololabis saira (Pacific saury) is the source of this 3351-nucleotide messenger RNA. It is a transcript of the gene abrab, whose product is annotated as actin binding Rho activating protein b. The transcript is spliced from 3 exons. The record is from RefSeq and is a predicted model, not a curated record. Gene Ontology annotation, biological process: positive regulation of transcription by RNA polymerase II; positive regulation of Rho protein signal transduction. Lineage: Eukaryota; Metazoa; Chordata; Actinopteri; Beloniformes; Belonidae. The coding region runs from base 133 to 1767 and encodes 544 amino acids. Gene Ontology annotation, molecular function: actin binding. Gene Ontology annotation, cellular component: sarcomere.
UCGGGGGCAAGAGUCGGAGAAAAGGCAACAGAAAACAACAAUUUAAGCAGAGGAGAUGAGGUUUUUGAGUUAAUUCUGACUGCUCGGAGCAGGAUCAUUUGUGCCUGAUGGGAUAUAUAAAUACAUAUAAUUAUGUCUGAAAAAAGUACUGGCCAAGCUUCCCAAAGGAAACCAUCCAGCAACAAAAACAUUAAGAAGCUCUGCACGAUUAGCAUGGUGUGCAACUUGACAAGCAGCUGGCAGCAGUGGGUGACGGAGAAUGAGAAGAAACAGGCGGAUGAGCCCAGCGGCUGGGCUCCGUCUUCACUUAGAGGACCACAAGAACAGCGCAGGAAGACAUGGGUCCCCAAAAAGCUUCCUCCUUUGCAGUCCAAGCCAACUCUGGAUGGCUGUGCAGAGCCUCCGACGUCAACUCCUAAAGAAUCCUCCAAAAAUAAAGAGGUCGUGACCUCGGAUGAGGCGCCUCCUUUGUCCGGCAUCAACACAGAGCAGGUGGUGAAGAGUGUAAUCAGCAGCGCAGAGAAAAGUUCAGGCAUAGGACUUCUGACUGAAGAACUAAAGAAUGACUCCCUGCCAUCAGAUGAGGAGAUCGACAGGCUGCUGGAGAAGACGAGCUCACCAACACGCCAGAGGAAGUGCUCCAACACGGUGUCCUCUCUGACCACAAGCUGCAAGCAGGUGGAGAGUGAGCAGGAGUGCGUUAAAGAGGAAGGAGGACCAGCAGAUGGACACAGCUCUGGAGAAGACAAAGACAACAGAGAUGCAGGGAAGGAGUGUGUGGAUGUAAAGGAUGCUCCGACAGAUUCCUCUGCAAAAUCAGAUGAGGAAAAUGAGUCAGACGGGGGCCCGGUGAGGAUAAAAAGACCCCAAAUGUCAAUCAUCAACACAGAGCAGGUGGUGAAGAGUGUGAUCAGCAGCGCCCCAGAGAAAAGUUCAGGCAUAGGACUUCUGACUGAAGAACUAAAGAAUGACUCCCUGCCAUCAGAUGAGGAGAUUGACAGGCUGCUGGAGAAGACGAGCUCACCAACACGCCAGAGGAAGUGCUCCAACACGGUGUCCUCUCUGACCACAAGCUGCAAGCAGGUGGAGAGUGAGCAGGAGUGUGUUAAACAGGAAGGAGGACCAGCAGAUGGACACAGCUCUGGAGAAGACAAAGACAACAGAGAUGCAGGGAAGGAGUUUGUGGAUGUAAAGGAUGCUCCGACAGAUUCCUCUGCAAAAUCAGAUGAGGAAAAUGAGUCAGACGGGGGCCCGGUGAGGAUAAAAAGACCCCAAAUGUCAAUACACAAGAAUGAAGCUGAGGAUGCAAACAAGAUCAACAUCCUGUCAAAGAACUACAGCGCAGUUGGAAACCUCAAGAGUCGCUGGCAGAACUGGGCCGUACAGCACACAGUCAACCAGAAGCUAAACCCCUUCAGUGAAUACUUUGACUAUGACUACUCGAUGUCCCUCCGCCUCCAAAAAGGUCAGGACGGUUACGGACGCCCCAAGGAGGGGAGUAAGACAGCAGAAAGGGCCAAAAGAGCUGAGCGAUAUAUCCACCGCGAGAUAGAUGACAUGUGUUACGUGAUCCGAACUAUGGCGGACCCAGACCCCGAUGGAAAGACCCGUGUCACGUUUGGACAGCUAUUUGACAGAUAUGUUCGGAUCUCUGACAAGGUGGUGGGGAUUCUGAUGAGAGCCAGGAAACACGGGAAGGUGGCGUUUGAAGGAGAGAUGCUGUGGCAGGGCCAGGACGAUGGAGUGAUAAUCACUCUGCUGGUGUGAUAUUUGCAGCUGGGUAAAAGUUGCACUGUAAAUCCUCUUAAAGCAACUUGGAUGGCAUUCUCAGGUUUGUUAGAUAACCUCAGUAAUUCUUAGUCAUGCCAAGGAGGAGGAUUUAGAAUAAACUGAGAUAGGGGGCUCUUCAGUGAACACAUGCAGGACAAUAUUACAUAAAAUAAAGAAGCUACCAAUAUGUGUGGAUUUACCAUUGUUUGUUAUUUGGAGACAAAUUUCAUGUUUGGUGCUAUUUUUGGUUGAAUAUGUUUUCCAUCUCUGUUGUGGACAUCUCAAAUAUAACUCAUGCACCAUGUUUUGAGAACCAAAGUUUGAGAACUUUGCUUUACCUUUAGCUUUCACCUCUGGAGGAAAGAAGAACAUUCACUGUUUAUAGCCUCCGUGUUAAUGCGACACUUGUGUUAACGUGCCUGACAACUAGCAGCUUGCAGCAUAGUCACUCAAAACAGGUAUUGGGUUUCAUUGCCUGAAUACCUGCAGCUCAGCAUGGCACCGAAACAGGCGUAGCAUGAAGGUGCAGGGACGAUUGGGGCCAUCAGAAAAAUGAAAUGGCUCGAAGCUUUUAAAAUGGCACUCUCUGUAUUCUCCUUGACUGGUCAUUCAGAAAGGUCCUGGGAGCACUGAUGGCAUGUACCGUACAAGGAGCAUGAUAACAGCUGAGUGAGGUGAGGCGCUCACUCUCAACUUCGUGUCACAAUCUCAUUCUGAGAUCUUAUGCCCUCUUUGAAGCGUGUGUCCACUAACAUCUAAUAUUUAACAUUUAAGUCCUGAAUAACUCAGGGAAGCCUUUAGUAAGGUGGCUAACUGUGAGGUGCCUUUGAGCAAAUGAAAAAUCGUUAAAUAUCUGCUAAUAUGAUUUUAAAUCAUGUACUUUAUUCCCUGUUCAAAGUCAUAAUGGAUCUAUCACAUCUUACACUAAAUGUGUGAAAAGUGAGUCUGAGGACGAGGCUCUAAUUGUCCUCUCCUGGAGGUAAUGUCCCAAAGGGCGAAGGUUCUUGAGCGCUGUCAGUGAUACAUUGACACCGUGGAUUUUAACUGUGGUGUACUUCCUGCUUUAUUAGAUCCUACUUUAGACUACUCCACCAUCCACUGAAUAUUUUUAAGAAAUCAUCUAUAUCUAUUGUAUAUUUAAUUUAAAAAAAAGUCUUCAUCAAUGUGAAUAGCGCCUUUUUGCAUAUUGUGUGCGUCCCCUACCACCUAAGUCAUUUUCAGAACUAUUUUCUUUGGGCUGCAUGUGAGAUUACAAGACUUUGUGCGGACUUUAAUCGGUAGAUUUCUUCAGCUAAAUAGAGAAAAUAAUAAAAUGAGCUCCUGUGUGGAAUUUUCUGGAGAGUAACUUGGCAUACUGAUGACUGUUCAUAUUUGUUUCUGGUGGUCUGCACCUUCCCUGACACUCGUCCUGUAAACCAGACAGAUCAGUUUACAUCACACACACACACACACACACACACACACACACACACACACACACACACACACACACACACACACACACACACACACACACACACACACACACACACACACACACACACACACACACACACACACACACACACACACGUGCUGCUC